Molecule: messenger RNA, 921 nt
Organism: Arvicola amphibius (Eurasian water vole)
Lineage: Eukaryota; Metazoa; Chordata; Mammalia; Rodentia; Cricetidae
Gene: Ppib
Product: peptidylprolyl isomerase B
Exons: 5
Coding region: 60-710 (216 amino acids)
Biological process (GO): protein peptidyl-prolyl isomerization; protein folding
Cellular component (GO): intracellular membrane-bounded organelle
Molecular function (GO): peptidyl-prolyl cis-trans isomerase activity
Source: RefSeq, a predicted model, not a curated record
GCGUGUCCACACCCUUUUCCGGUCCGGGCUCCCGCGACUGCUCUCGCUGCUGCCGGUGGAUGCUGCGCCUCUCGGAGCGCAACAUGAAGGUGCUCUUCGCCGUCGCUCUCAUCGUGGGCUCCGUCGUCUUCCUUUUGCUGCCUGGACCCUCCGUGGCCAACGAUAAGAAGAAGGGACCCAAAGUCACAGUCCAGGUAUACUUUGAUCUCCAAAUUGGAGAUGAGCCUGUAGGCCGAGUGGUCUUUGGACUCUUUGGAAAGACUGUUCCGAAAACAGUGGAUAAUUUUGUAGCCUUAGCUACAGGAGAGAAAGGAUUUGGCUACAAAAACAGCAAAUUCCAUCGUGUCAUCAAGGACUUCAUGAUCCAGGGUGGAGACUUCACCAGGGGAGAUGGCACAGGAGGAAAGAGCAUCUAUGGUGAGCGCUUCCCAGAUGAGAACUUCAAGCUGAAGCACUAUGGGCCUGGAUGGGUGAGCAUGGCCAAUGCAGGCAAAGACACCAAUGGCUCCCAGUUCUUCAUAACUACAGUCAAGACGUCCUGGCUAGAUGGCAAACAUGUCGUUUUUGGCAAAGUUCUAGAGGGCAUGGACGUAGUGAGGAAGGUGGAGAGCACCAAGACUGACAGUCGGGACAAGCCCCUGAAGGAUGUGAUCAUCGCAGACUGCGGCAAGAUCGAAGUGCAGAAGCCCUUUGCCAUUGCCAAGGAGUAGUCUUAGCCUCAUCCCUCUAAGCAGUGUGUACGCAGGUCCUGUCACUACCCUCACAGGGGUGAAGGUAGCUAGUCACAAGGUUUCAUGCCACUUGGCCCCAGUGCUUCCAUCUGAGGGAGUGGACCCACACCCUCUCACAUUCCACAGGCCUGUUUUUAUAUCAAACUCGAAUCAGUGCUGAUCAAUAAAAGUGGGUUUUCUUUUUUUAUAA